CGUUCAGCAGGAAAGAUGCUUUGCGACUGUAUAAAAUUCAACUUGAAUCCGGGAACCUGUCGGGAAGCUGUCACUUUGCCGCCUCAGCCACUCUCCUUUAAUUUGGUUGUCACAACAAUAGAAAUGGCGACAUAUACUCCAGGGGAAUAUGUCGAUAUGAUUAUUACAUACGGAAUAGCCGAAGAAAAUUCCAAUGACGCGGCUCGUAUUUACGCGGAGCGAUUUCCUGAUCGUGACCAACAUCCGGACAGUAAGACAAUUUUAAGGUGUGUUAAACGUGCAAAAGAAACAGGAGAUCUAAGAGUCUCAGAGCGGGAAAAUGCUGAUGCCGACGAAGAAAGAAUUCUACGAGAGUUUAAAGAACAUCCCAACAGCAGUGUACGUGGUGUGGCUGAGAAGCUUGGUGUCUCACGAUACAUGGUGCAUCGUAUUAUACGUCAGAACAGAAUACGUCCAUCUGCUGAGUAGCGAGUACAACUUUUGGUGACACAACAACUCGCUUCACUAUGCCAGGAGAAUCUCUUAUUUGCAUUGCUACAUAACUCUGUUCAUAAGUUUAACCCUAUUGCGAGAUGGUUCUGCACAAAAACUAUUGAUAUUUCAUAUGCAUAAACAAUACCAGAUUGAAAAUUUCAAAAGUUAGCAUACUAAUUUUUACUACUAAUUUUUAAUAUUAAGCUAAUCAAAUAUUUGAUAUGCAUUGAUUUGAAAUGUGUUUUAAGCAUAUUAUGACUGCAGACAUUUCAUCUAUCACACUAUAGAUUUGUUACUAUAAAUUUGUUACUAUAAAUACUUAGAAUAAGGAAUUUAAAUCAAUAAGAAAAAUAAAAUUAGAAGUAGAGAUAGAUGUGGAAAAAAAUAUCGCGGUUUUCUCUUUUGUUCAGGCUUUUAAAAUUCAACAAAGAAAUGGGAACAUCUCAUCUACAUAUACAAUCUUCCAGUCAUGCUAUAUUUUGCAACAUCACUCGAUACACCGGAUGUUAAGAAAUUCUAAUAUGAAACUUUAAUAUAAAAAAAUUUAUUUUAUGAGAACUCGACUUUACAGUGAAAUGCUAAGUUUGUUUU
This is a messenger RNA of Camponotus floridanus (Florida carpenter ant), 1065 nucleotides long. RefSeq lists its product as uncharacterized. NCBI's taxonomy places the organism in Eukaryota, Metazoa, Arthropoda, Insecta, Hymenoptera, Formicidae. The transcript has 3 exons. Bases 16 to 468 code for a protein of 150 amino acids. The record is from RefSeq and is a predicted model, not a curated record.